Molecule: messenger RNA, 2206 nt
Organism: Ceratina calcarata
Lineage: Eukaryota; Metazoa; Arthropoda; Insecta; Hymenoptera; Apidae
Product: proton-coupled folate transporter
Exons: 8
Coding region: 664-2043 (459 amino acids)
Biological process (GO): transmembrane transport
Cellular component (GO): membrane
Molecular function (GO): transmembrane transporter activity
Source: RefSeq, a predicted model, not a curated record
CGUUCUGUUGGGUCACACAAUUGAAAAAUAUUACAAUAGACUCUAUUAUAAGUACUCCAUUGUAAUCCUCGGACACCUGCUCCCAUCCCAGACUUCCUACCUGCUUACGUCGAAUUUAUUCACUAUUACAUAAACGAAUAUUUAACUGCGUCAGUCGGUGUUUCAAUUAACGUCAACCGAAAACGUAAUUAAUUUUUCUAAAUAAAAGACAACUACGAUUUUAUACAUUUUAUUAAUAAUUCUUAGUCUUAGUUGACAGCAGUUCGGUUUGAACAAUUAAUAACCCUGAAUACAGCUGAUAAUACGUUACGAUUACGUCGUCUGACUUCGUCACAAAGAUAGCGGGUUUAUUUAUCCAAUUUCAGAUGUGCUAACAUGAGUUGAGAAAUCGCGAUGCGAACGAACGCAAUAAAAAGUUGAUAACGGUGAUCGAUAGAACUGGUUUUCGCGGCUGUUUUUACAGCUCCCUACUUUCUAUCAGUAUUCUGCAGCUCUCGAAUCGGAGCAUUGAUUCUGAUCUACAGUGAGAGUCCCUCGACAUAUUUUCGCAGCCUCAGCUAGUUGUAAGCAAAAUGACCCGACUUUAAAUGCCUACAGUAUUUAAUUUCAAGCUAACUAGAAUGAUUACAUGACACAAACCGACACCAUAUAACUGCACACAUCAUGGAGAAUCAGGUGCCACUGGACGAUAAUGGGCGCAGGAAAUACCGAAAGUACUUCAAGUGGAUAAAUGACGUAUCGGUAGAGCCGACGAUGUGGAUGUACAUGAUGGCAUUCAUGAUAACGUCGGUGGUCGAGCAAGCCUUUUUCGUCUACAAAGCUUGCAGGGUGGACCAUGGACUCUCAGAGGAGACAUGCUCGAAGCUGAACGACAACCAAACCCUAAAAGCCGAAGUACAGGUUACGGUCUCGGAGUUCCAUCAAUGGAACAACAUAGCAGGCCACGUGGUCCCUAUAAUUUUGGCUUUAUUCUUUGGCAACUGGAGCGACCGUCGUGGACGAAAAUUGCCGCUGGUCAUCGGCCUCUUAGGGAAGUUCAUUUAUUCGUUCAUGAUCAUUAUCAAUUGCAUGAUGGAGACGUGGAGUUUGAACACCGUCGUCUACACCGCGAGUUUGCCGAUGGGGAUGCUGGGUGGAGACGUCGCUGUCUUCGGCAGCUGCUUCGCAUACAUAUCAGACAUAUCUUCCGUUAAACAGAGAACUCUGCGGAUCACGAUUUUAGAUGUGGCAUACCUCAGCACCAUGCCUACAGGCAUUGCGUUGGGCUCUUAUCUGUUCACGAACGUAGUACGGUCAUCAUAUACCGUGAUGUUCAUCAUAAACGCAACUCUGCUAGCCUUCGCAAUUUUCUAUUCGUUAAUUCGAUUGAAAUGGCAGACGUUGCCUCAACAGCAGCCAUUAGGUGAUGCCAAUUUGUUGACUGACUUUUUCGACAAGAAACACGUGAUCGCUACUACAAGGACAUUGACCAGGAGCAGACCUAACCAUGGGAAGCUCCACCUAUGGCUAUUACUGUUGAUCAUGAUGUUGUACACUUUUCAACGGGACGAGAAGCCUAUGAGCUAUUUGUACACGCAGCUGAAGUUCAAGUGGGACGUCAGCAAGUUCAGCACGUUCAGAACAUUCCAGUCCAUCACUUUCGUACUAGCGAUGUUAGUCGGCGUGCCAAUAAUGAGUAAAGUCAUGCGGAUCAGAGACACGAUAAUUGUGGCAGUUGGGGCGAUCGCGCACGCUUCCGGGAGGGUCGUAUUCGCGCUGGCCAAAGUUCCACAGUUGUUUUACGUCGGUGCUGGUGUCGCUGCGCUAGGGCCAAUAGUGGCACCUGUUCUCAGGUCGAUGACCUCGAAGCACGUAUCUGAAGAGGAAAGAGGUAAAGUGUUCGCCAUGUUGUCGGUCUGUGAUAAUGCAGUACCUCUUUUCAGUGGUAUAUUGUAUUCCCAAUUGUACAAUGCGACCAUAAACGUGGCUCCCAGCUCAAUUUACUGGUUAACGUUCGCUACUCAAGUCUUCGUCUUAAUUUUUAUACUGUACGUAUUGAAUUAAAGCAGACGAGAUAUACGAGUAGAUCUUAUAGACUUCUGUGACUCACGUUCGAUUAACAUAAUCGAUACGAGGAAAUUAACGCUUAUUGCGAUAUUAUAAAUUGUUUAUUUUGCAUAAAGAUCUAGCAUAGAUCUAUCAUAGAUCAUAGAUCUAGAUCUGCAUA